CAUAAAUUGGGUUUCUGCGCUAUCUUCUCCUUCUCAUUCCUCUCUCUCUUCAUCUCCCUCUCUCUCAUACUUUCUUGGAUCUGUAGAGGAGCUAGAACACCCUGCAAAACUUGUCUGUCAUUUAUACUUCUCAUGAUUUUCUCUCCUAUCCAGCAGAAGAGAGAAACCUUAUUGUAACCAAGAAUGCGCAAUUCUACCUCUCUCAAGCAAGAAUUUCUCAAGAAAUGGAUAAAGGGUCUCCAAGUAUGCAACAGCUCUUCGGAGAAGAAGAUGACCAUCUUGGAGAGAAAGAAGGCUAUAAAGUUGUCCGCAGACAUAGCCAUGGCUUCAACAAGAAACGGCACAACUUGUUGGAGCCGCGCCAUCAUAGCCAACGCCACGCAAAGCAACAGAGUCGUCGUUGAGCGUAUACUGGGUCCUCACAAACCCUCAAGAUCAGUGUCGUCGGUGAUGCACAAGAAGAUCUUGAAAAAGAGCCGGAGGGUAUGCAGUAGCAGAAGCCGUCGAGUGCUGAUGAGGAAGCGUGACGCGGUGAAAACCCGUUCGAUUGCGAAGAGAUUGGUUUGGAAGAAAACACAAGUGCUCAAGAGUCUUGUUCCUGGAGGAGAAUUCAUGGAGGAUGAGAUGUGUUUGAUUGCAGAAACCCUAGAUUAUAUUGUGUCUCUGCGAGCUCAGGUUGAUGUAAUGCGGUGUCUUGCUACCACCACUGAGUUAAUAAAUGGUAAAUAAAAAUACAAUCAGUGGUGGUAAAUUAAUUACUCGAUCGAUCUUCUUUUUCUUUUUGUUCCUUUUUGCAAGAGAGUACUAUAGCUAGCUACUAAGAUAUUAUUAUAAGUAGAGAUGAAGUUAAAAAGGAGGAAGCAAUAUUGUACAGAUGAACAAUGCAUAUCAGUAAAUCAAAUUUCACUUUUU
Messenger RNA from Prunus avium (sweet cherry), 912 nucleotides. It is a transcript of the gene P1R1, whose product is annotated as transcription factor. Lineage: Eukaryota; Viridiplantae; Streptophyta; Magnoliopsida; Rosales; Rosaceae. The record is from RefSeq and is a predicted model, not a curated record. Gene Ontology annotation, biological process: regulation of DNA-templated transcription.